AUUGCCCGCGUCGCACGCUUAGCACAAGCCGACAACAAAGUUUGAAUGCCUUCUCCGAAGCCCACGUCGGCUGCUCGACCAGCACCGCUAGCUUGCCUAGAGUGUCGCCGCACACAUCUUAGGUGCGAUGGAGCAACUCCUACCUGCGGGCGCUGUCAUAGCCGCGGAUAUGCGUGCACAUACACGCGCUCAGGACGUGGUCGCCGCCGCCGCCGCAUCAUUGGCCAAGACGCCGGAACAUUAUCUACUGUUUCGCACCAGCAGGCGUUACCUUCCCCGCCAUAUACCACUACCCAGUCCAUCGCCACGCAGGCGCAGCCAUCGUCGACACUAUCGCAAUGGUUCCAAGAUAGUGGCUCGAAUCUAGAGAGAGAGUCCAGUGCCCCUGAGUCCGUCCCCAGUCUGCAUGCUGCACCCCAGCCAGACCCUUCGGAUGCCAUUAUACUCCCAUCCGGUCCCACGCCUAGUCCGCAAAGUGAUGAGCUCGCGCCAUGGGCCGAUGACGAGCAGCUGGUCAACUUGUACUAUCUCAACUUCCACUCCAGCCAUCCCUUGCUGCUGCCUAAGAGCUGGUAUUGGAAGAACCAGUAUCCCCAGUACCUCAAGGCCGUCGUUCAGCUCAUUGGUGGCCACUUUUGCCCGACAGCAUCUCGAGAUGCGUUGCUCCAACGUGUUCAGAAGGAGCUCCAAGAUGAUGGCCAGGAGACCCCUGAGAGGGUGCAAGCCCAGAUCCUCUACGCCGUGUACCUCUUUGCGCAGCACGACUUGCGCAAAGGACAACAAGUGCUCAACUCUGCCAUUGAAGCUGCACUGAACCUCGGCAUGCACCGGCAAGACUUUGCAGCAAUGCAUGCAGGCAGUUUGACAGUGCUGGAAGAGAGUAUGCGAAGAACCUGGUAUGAGCUAUACAUAACCGACGGCUGUGUUGCCGCACUACAGCGGAGAUCAACCUUCAAGACCAACACUGUGGGCGCCGACGUGCUUUUGCCAUGCGACGAUUUCAUCUACGAAGACGGCAUGUGCUUCAUGCCUGCAACGCUGCAUGACUUCCACGAUAACGUCUUCGCAGACGAAGAAAAGGUCUUCUCGUCAUUCUGUUACCGCAUCGAAGCAGUACGCCUUUUAGGCCGAGUCCUGACCAUCACCGGAGCACAAGGCGUGCAUAGGGAUCUCGUACAAGCAGCCGACAACGCACUUGCAGCUUUCACACACCAUCUCCCCCGGUCCAAGAGUGAAGCAGAGAUCGUGAGUAGUUAUGGUGAAAUCGAUGAGCUCAUGUUCCAGGCCCACACCAUUAUCCAAUACAGCACCAUUCUCCUCCACUUUCCCAGGGGCGACCUGCUUUCCCCUGGUCCACUCGCAGAGGAUGUGCCUGGCGCCAAUAGUACGAAACUCCUCUGUCCUUGCAAUCGGCAACACGUUCACUCUAUCAAAGCGAUCGAAUCCUCCAAAACCAUGUCUAUGCUAGCUGCCCUACGCCCUCCGGUUCAUAGACACAGUCCCUUCUUUGUCUACCCCCUGGCUCUCGCUGCUGUAGUGCAGCUUUCCAUCGGCGCAAUCCAUGCUAAAAGCUCGAGUGGUUGCUUGGAGCAGCACUCGGAUAGAGUCAAAUUGAUGCUGGGGGUGUUGAAGACGUUGGGAAGAUACUGGUCCGCUAGCGACAGUGUUUUGCGUGUCUUGAAGAAGAUGUCUUGUGCGGUUUUUCGUAGCCCUCGUGCGGAAUCGUCUUAUGCUGCGCGACGAGACGAUCAGAUGGAUACUGGUUUGGACGCGUGCCCCCAUAUAUUGGUGGAUAGCGAUUGGCUGAAUAGUGUUGAUCUUCAGGAUUUGAGUGGGCUUAUGGGGCAUGACAAUGGUACUCCGGGCGGGUAUGGUCACUUUUGAUGGCCACGUCGUAGACCAUGCCACAGAUUCAGGAUGCAAGUCUAGUCACGCGCGCAUAUAAUAUGUUAUCGAAGAAAAGAACACAUACAAUCCCUAAAA
This is a messenger RNA of Pyrenophora tritici-repentis Pt-1C-BFP, 1983 nucleotides long. RefSeq names its product Fungal-trans multi-domain protein. Lineage: Eukaryota; Fungi; Ascomycota; Dothideomycetes; Pleosporales; Pleosporaceae. Gene Ontology annotation, molecular function: DNA binding; DNA-binding transcription factor activity, RNA polymerase II-specific; zinc ion binding. Gene Ontology annotation, biological process: regulation of DNA-templated transcription; DNA-templated transcription. The record is from RefSeq and is a predicted model, not a curated record.